UGGCCAAAAAAUCAUGAUCAGGCAAUUAUUAGCAAAAUUUUAAGAUAAUUUAGCGAAAAAUUGAUGCAAUAUUGAGGUCAAUUUGGAUUGUCACUGUUUCAAAACUGAUUUAAAUCGAUUUUUGAUUUUGCUCGACUUAACCUCAACUGUCAACGUGACAGCUCAACUGUCAGAUUUGUAAAGGUUACAUUCAGCGAAAGUUUUUCUAAUUUCUUGAAUUAUACUGAAUAAUUAUACGCACUUGACAAUAAAUACGAAUAAAGUAUUCAAGAAAUGCUUCCGAAAAUAUACAGAAGUGACCCCGACAUCAGAAAACACCAAAUAAACACUUUGAAAAUCUUCAACGACAACGUUGUGGAAAUUUGCGAGGGUCACGAAUACCAAAUAUGCUUCAAGUCGGACCGACAUGAGCUUUGCUUACACAUUUCUUUGAGUAAGGAAUUUCCCAAUGAAAAACCCCUGUUGACUAUAUCGCCCCCCAUAGUCCACCCGUGGGUAAACGCCGACAGUGAAGUCACUUCAGCCCCUGGACUAUUAAAUUUUACUAUUCACUCUGACUUGGGACGUGUCGUGCAAGCUAUAAUUAGGGAAUUUGAGCGACAUCCGCCCCCUCUUAAAAAUGACACUAACAUCACCUCAGGACCUGGAAGCACCAUCACAUCGCCGACUGUCCCAACACGAGAAUGCGAAAGGUCAAGUCCCAGUUACAUGAACAAUUUUUCCUCACCAACUCACCAAAGAAGACUGGUUUUCCCCGAACUUAAUAAACUAUCAAUUAAUGAACUAGAAUUUUUAAAUAGUAAUUCGGACAGACAGCAAGAAUUUUUAACCGAUUUACCGCCAAUCAAAGAACAAAAUAAGUUACUCGACGAUUUGAUUGCGCAAGUGGAGGAGUUGGCGGAGUCAAAUUUAUCGAAACAAGAACACCUCAGUGAAAUGCGUUCAGAAAUUGAGCAGAAGAUAAGUGAGGUGACUAAACUGGCGUUUGAGAAUGAGCGUCUUCACAUGAAGUAUCAAGACAUGUCUGAUAAAUAUUCUCCUUUUAAUAUAAAAGAACAGUUGAGGCUAGCUGCUGAAAAAGCCGAGUCAGAGUGUGAAACCAUAGCUGAUAGUUUCCUAAACGGCGAAAUAGACGUUGAAAAGUUUGUAAAUCUGUACACAAAAUCGAGAAGUUUGUGUCAGGCGAGGAAAACCAAAGAGGAGAAGCUUUCCCACCAACUUGAGAGUCUAUCAAAAGCGGGAUUUUAAUAAACUUUGAAUUAUAUUUAUACUAGAGAUAUACAAUAAAAAUAAUUUAAAUUAA
Messenger RNA from Tribolium madens (black flour beetle), 1303 nucleotides. It is a transcript of the gene Vsp37A, whose product is annotated as vacuolar protein sorting-associated protein 37A. The transcript is spliced from 6 exons. Gene Ontology annotation, biological process: ubiquitin-dependent protein catabolic process via the multivesicular body sorting pathway; protein targeting to vacuole; protein targeting to membrane. NCBI's taxonomy places the organism in Eukaryota, Metazoa, Arthropoda, Insecta, Coleoptera, Tenebrionidae. The record is from RefSeq and is a predicted model, not a curated record. Bases 274 to 1248 code for a protein of 324 amino acids. Gene Ontology annotation, cellular component: ESCRT I complex.